Molecule: messenger RNA, 3143 nt
Organism: Betta splendens (Siamese fighting fish)
Lineage: Eukaryota; Metazoa; Chordata; Actinopteri; Anabantiformes; Osphronemidae
Product: E3 ubiquitin/ISG15 ligase TRIM25
Exons: 7
Coding region: 435-2792 (785 amino acids)
Molecular function (GO): protein binding; zinc ion binding
Source: RefSeq, a predicted model, not a curated record
AGAUAACGACAUUUUCACAUUCACACACGUGACAAGCGUUCACUUUAUAAUUCCAAAAGAAAUCCAGGGUUAACAAGAAGACAAGAGACAAAAAAUAUGAUUAUGAAAGAUUAACCCCUCGUUCACAGGUCACAUUAGGCUUCUAAAUGCAGGUCACAUGUCUGCACCACAAAAGAAUGUGAUGAGGAGGGGGAAUGGAACAAAACGACUUCUCAACACUCUGCAUUGUUCUCAUCUGGAGCUUUAAAGCAAAAUAAUAAGACUUUGUUGGAGGCAAAUCAGAGGCAUCUGGUGACAGAUACAUAGUUUCAGGUUCAGUCAGUGUUUGUUAUAGAUGACACAUAACAUAUUAACAUUAAAAAAUAAACGAGACACAAUUGAUAUUGACAGACGCUGUAAAAAUAUAAAAGAAUAAAUGUGCUACUUGUGUAAUAAUGGUAUUUACUACUUGCGUGGAAUGCGCCUUUAAGAACAGACCCGGGCAGAGGAAGCGCAAUUCAAACAUUUGGCCCCGCCCCGCAGCUCUGUCAGCGGACAAACAGAAAGCAAACAGCGGCCGAACCAACAUGGGGCAGUCGCUGGAAACUCCGACCAGAUGUCCGCUGUGCAGCGAGCUCACCCUGGAGCCCGUCACUCUCAAGUGCAACCACCGGUUCUGUCGACGCUGCAUCGGUGACUUGUGGAGCGUUCACCCGAACGGCCCGUACCACUGCCCCGAGUGGAGGUGUAAAACGGUGUACCAGACCCCGCCGUUUGACGACAGCUCCAUCCGGCCGCCCGCCUCCGGUGGUCGGAACCAGGCGUCCAGCUCCGCAGCCACAUCCACAAACAGCGAACAAACGUUCCUGGACUCGCUAUUAAGGAGGCCUUCGCUCACCCGUCACCUCCUCGGGAAGCGAAAGGCGAGCGCACCUGCGCCGGAGCAGCCUGACAGAAAGCGGUCGACUGUGGCUUCCCCCCAGGCGCCGUCUGAUCACACCGACACUCCCGCUCCGUCAGCUGCUUCGGAGUCAUCGGAGAAAGCCGCGGAUGCUGAACCUAGACAACCUGAGGACGGUCAUGGCAAAUCUACCAGCAAGGCAGCGUCUGCAAGAGACACGCAGCAAGAGCUCUCAGUCCAGCAGAACAAGCCUAAAUCAGAGGACGUCAUCACAUUGGGUGACUCUGACAGCUCCAGCGAGGUGGAUAUAUGUGAUGCACCGCCUCCUGCAACCCCAGGGAAAGACACACAAGCGAUUGGAAUGAAAUCUGUCUCACCUGCCAACUCUAAUUCCUUUCCUGGCGUCUCAACUCCAGGGACAGAUGAACCUCUCUCACGUGAUUUCAGCAGGACACCUCUGAUAUUCCCCAAGCAUCCUACUGCUCCCUCAGGUUCCUCAAGUCACCUUGGCGUCUUCUCCAGAUCAGGCAGCAAAAACGCCUGCUCUGUGCCUUGUCAUUAUUGCCCUAAAUCUCGGUGUCAACAUGCGGUGAAGAGUUGUCUGGUUUGCGGCGCUUCCAUGUGUGCAGAGCACCUGCGUCCCCAUUUGGACUCCCCAGUCUUUCAGAAUCACACCCUUGUUCCUCCCAUGGAGGACAUUUCUCUGUGGAGGUGUCAAGAGCACCAGGAGAUCAACCGGAUCUACUGUCGUCAGUGUGGCGUGUGUGUGUGCACGGUGUGCACCGUCAUCGGCUCCCAUCGUGACCAUGUCUGCAUCAGUGUUAGGGAUGCAGAGAGGGAGCUCAGGGGGAACCUGAAAGAAGAGAUCAAGCAACUGCAGGACACAGAACAGCAAGUGAAGAAUAGACUGAAUGAACUCACAGAGAAGAAGGAGACAUUCACGGUGGUUUUAACGGAGGCUCAGAAGGGUGUGCAGCAGCAGUACGGAGCUAUCAGGGAGGCCCUGGAGAAGGAGGAGCAAAGUGCACUUCAGUGCGUGAAGAAGGAGGAGACGCGUGUUCUGGGGGCACUAGAGGAGAAACUCGGCCAUCUCCGCAGCGCCCUUCAGUCUGUCCAGCAAGGCCUUCACACCUUAGAGGAGCUGGCCGAUACCAAGGGAGACAAAUGCGUUCAGGACCAGGCUUUCAUCAUGGAGUACAGUAAGAUUGCCCAGUUAACUAGUAACAUGGAGGGCUGUGUGGACCGGUUUGAGGCUCCAGAGGAGGUGGACCAGGCCCGGCUGAAGUGUUUGCAAAGCUGGACUGAGAAACGUCUGGACACGGUCGUCACCGUGGCCGACCAAGACAGAGACCUCUACAGGCUGCAGUAUGGAACCAUCCCCCUCAUGGAUGCAGACACUGCCCACCCCAAGCUGCAGCUGUCUGAUAACAACAGGAAGGUUGCAUACGUCGAGGCCCAGCAGGCCUACGCCGAGCACGGGGCCCGCUUCAGCUGCUUCCCACAGGUCCUGGCUGCACGCGCCCUGCAGGGGGGCCGCUGGUACUGGGAGGUGAACGUGUCCAUGGACGACGGCCGCUGGAAGGUGGGGCUGUGUGAGGGUCAGAUAGCGAGGAAGGGCCAAAAAGACAACUCUCGUCUGGGAUUUAACAGUUACUCCUGGUGCCUGGCCUGCGACAGGAAGAAGGUGGAGGCUCUGCACAACAAGGUGUGUGUUCCUGUGGACGCGGACGGGCUGCAGCGGGUCGGCGUGUUCCUGGACUUUGAAGAGGGGCUCUUGUCGUUCUUUAGUGUGACACCAGGGGGCAGUCUGGCUUUAAUGCAUACUUACAAGCACAGGUUUACUGAGCCACUGUACCCAGCACUGUCUGUGUCUAAAACACAGCUGGUCGUCUGUGAUCUCUUCCAGUCGUGAACACUGAAUUUUAUGUUUUCUUAAAGCGGACAAGCUCAGUGCCUUUUAUUUACAUACAAUACAUGAUAAUGUAUAAUACAAUAUAAUGUAGUUCUCUGGUAAAGUAGUUCUGUCAUAAUCUACACACUGUAAACUUUAGGAAGCAAGAAACCUUUUUAAAUGUGAUCACUCACAACUGGAGUCAAAUCACUUUGACAAAUUUUAAUAUAAGAAUUUUAAUUAUAAAUUUUUGUAAUUGCAACAAAACAACUGGGAAAUUUUAGCAUUUAAGCAUUUCUGUGAAUGUUUGUUUGAAACUGUCUUUUUCUAAUUGCAGAAAUAAAAAGUCAGCAUUUCUUAAGCAAAGAAAAA